CUUAUCCAGCAGAGCAAAGCAGAGCAAAACAAUGGCACCUCUGAUUACUUCCUCCAUGAAUAAACCUUCUUCGUUCCUCUGCUGUGUGGAUUUUAUCAACCCUCCUACACCACCAUUUUUCUCUUGGCCUUGGCCUUCGUCUUCUUUAAUAAGAGGCCAAGGAGUAGUCACUCUCCAUGGUAGCUCUAGGCUUAAAUUCUCCCCCACCCUACAAAACUCUCACUUAACCCUACUAGGUCUGCCCCUUUCCAAGCGCCGAGGACUCUUCCAAUGCAACGUUCUUCAAGCCACCCAUGACUCCGAUUCGGGAAUUUCACUGUUUUCGCUCUUCCUAGAAAUGGGUAUAAGCAAGAAAGUAACCGAGGCACUUUUGGACAAUCAUCCAGCUCUAAAGCUGUCACCUUUUGAAUCCAUUCGCGCCCAAAUCCAUGGUCUUCAAAAUCUUGGAAUUAAUGGCCAUGUGCUAUUUAGACUGGUUAAAAAAAGACCGGAUGUUUUGAUAGCUAAAGAAAUCGAUUCGUUGGUUUGCUUUCUUUCCCGUGAUCUGAAAGGUAUGAUUGAGCCUGCUCAGCUUGCACGCCUUCUUAUUGCUACAGACACAAUUUUUUUGUCUGGUUUUGAAGGAAAGGUUUGCUUGCUGUUGGAUUUUGGGAUUCCAAAAGAAAGGCUUGCUCAUGUUCUCAACAAUGUGAAUUUAACUAAAGCCUUGUGUUUGAAGUCGUCUGAAGAGAUUGAAAGGAUGGUGGCUUUCUUGAACAGGUUUGGCGGUGUUGAGUUGAUACUUGGUCGUCCAGCGAUCCUUAACUUUGACCUGGAUUCGCAGCUGAUCCCUAGAAUUGAGUUUCUCUUGAAUCUAAGUGGGGGAGAUGAGGUUGCAACAACUACUGUUUUACGGAAGCUGCCUUUCAUUUUAGCUUACACCGUGGACCAUUAUACUAAUCAUGUUGAGUUCUUGCGAUCAUAUGCCGGGUUAACCAAUGAAGAGAUAUUUAAAAUAAUACUUGUAUAUCCGAGCUUGUUUAGUGCUAGCCAGAAGAGGAAAUUACUUCCUAGAAUUUAUUUCCUUAAGCAAUGUGGGUUCAGUUCCAAUGAUAUCUUUAAACUCUUAAUCAAAGCCCCUCUUUUUCUAAGCUUGUCAUUUGAAGAGAACCUUGCAUAUAAAUUGGCUCUCUUGAUCAAGAUUGGGUAUGAACAUAGAACUAAGGAACUGGCUUUGGCAAUGGGAUCAGUGUGCAGAACUAGUUGUAAGAAUAUGCAGGAGGUGAUAAGCCUGUUCUUGAAUUAUGGGUUGACUUAUGAAGAAAUUCUUGCCAUGGGAAAGAAGCAUCCACAGGUAUUGCAAUACAAUCAUAAAUCAAUGAAACAGAAGCUGGAUUACUUAACUGAGGAGAUGGGUUGUGAAGUUAGAGAGAUGCUGGCUUUUCCUGCAUUUCUUGGUUAUGGAUUUGAUGGAAGGAUUAAGCACAGGUUUGAAGCUAAAGGGAAAUUUUUGGGUGAAGGAUUGUCAAUUAACAGGCUAUUUAGCAUGUCAACUGCAAGAUUCUCUAAGAAGCAUGAAAAGAAGUUGUCUGUAACCAAAAGCAGCAAACCACCAAAUGAAGAACAAAAGUCCUGAUCAGCGUCCUCCAGCUGCUCAAUUGCUUCGUACAAUCAAUAAUUUUUUAUUUGAGCUCCUCCUAGCAUGGUGUGAAAAGAGUCGGAUGAAAAAUUGAGAGGUCAUUAAGAUGCCAAUCUCAGGUAGGGACAAGAUUUUUGGUGAAAACAUCACUUGUAUUAAGUUCUUCUUCUUAUUCUUAUUGAGGUUGAGGAACAGCAACUGAAUCCUAAUAACAAAUCCUUUGACAUGUGUAGUACCAUGAUCCAAAUCUUUUUCAGCUUUCAGUGUGGGGAAGAGUUUGACGAUGUAGUAAAUUGGUUGGAGUUGAUGAGUGUGUGAUUCAGAUCUGCAUCCAAAUGAUGUAGUUAUUGGUUUACGCAUCAAAGUUGAACAUGUUACGGCUGCUGAUAUGUUUUGUUGGUAAUUUGAACAUAUUCAUCAAAGGUUAUGAAUGCAUGCUCGGAGUAAGAGGUUUAAGGUUUGAUAAUCCAAGCGCUAUCUCUAUUGCCUCCUGUAUAUCUUCUUCUGUAUACAGCCAUGCAAUCAGGAAUCCUCUUUGUUUCAAGCAAAUCAUAAAACAGACCAGCAACUGAACAAACAGAGAUCAGGCCAGGAUGUAAUAUUGAAAUCUUAGAAGACAGAGAGCCUUAUAUUUAUUCAAGCAGCAGUUUCCAUAAUAGCAAUCUCAUCAAGAAUACUCAUUGGCCAACACCAAGAGAAGCCAGCCUUACAACUGACGUGGGUUGGUUACUGCUAGAGGAAGGCCAUAGGUAGGUAGUUGAAGGUGGUUUUAGGGGUACAGUAGGGUUCAUCCAACCAGAUGUAAUAAUCAAAAGUUAAUAAACUCCAAUAACUAAAUUUCGUUGGACUCAGUAGGAUGCAAUUUGAAAUUACAAGGAGGGGUUUGAUUUCAUGUUUAACAGCGACACCAA
Messenger RNA from Cynara cardunculus var. scolymus (artichoke), 2529 nucleotides. RefSeq names its product transcription termination factor MTERF8, chloroplastic. Gene Ontology annotation, biological process: regulation of DNA-templated transcription. Lineage: Eukaryota; Viridiplantae; Streptophyta; Magnoliopsida; Asterales; Asteraceae. The record is from RefSeq and is a predicted model, not a curated record. Gene Ontology annotation, molecular function: double-stranded DNA binding. The transcript is spliced from 3 exons. Bases 32 to 1615 code for a protein of 527 amino acids.